CUAUGGGAUUGUGAUGGGAGACAUGGGGGACAAGAUAAUAGAAACACUCGACCUCUACUCAUCAGAGGGUGACACCUUGGCUCUGGAUGUAGACUUUUAUGAUCAUGACAUCUAUGAUAUCCCAGAUCCUGGGGUGCUCAUAGAAAAGAAUGAAUUGGGUCUGUUGGGGGGACCAGAGGUCCCACAGCUCUUUACCAAUAGUCAGAGAUGGCGGAGUAUGUCACUGCGUUCCCGCGCCAGACUCCUGUGGCUACACCUACGUGCAUACCUCCACGACAUUGUGGAAAAGGAAAAGAGAGCAGAGCUGCGGGUGGCCCGCAUGACACAUGGGCUGGAGCCACUGCGUCACCUCGAAGUGGAAGCUGGACUGUGCUCAGUAGCACAGGAUCCAGUGGGUAAACGCUUCAUGGUACUAGAUGGUGAAGGUUACCUGCAUCAGCAUACCAAGGAUGGCUGGGAGCAGGCAAAGCUGAAGCCUCCUGUCAUACUUAAUGGGCUAGUGACUGUGCCUGGUCCUCUGGGAGAAAUAGGCCGCUUUGUAGGCUGGGGCCCAGCUGGACUAAGCAUAUUAAGCCAAGACUUCCGCCUGCUUUGGCUGAGCAAGCCACGGGUGAACAAGUCACUGGACCAGGAGCCUUUUUGCUGCUUACCAGUGUCCAACAUGGGUCUGUUGAUUGUGGCCCAGAUGGGUGGCAGCCUGGAGCUCUGGAAGUUCCGUUCAGGAGGUCGCCGUCUGGUACCCUGUGGCUCACCUCUACGGCCACCACCAGGCUUGUCUGGCUCCUUCAAGUGUCUGGCCCUAGGGCUGGAACCUGACCACUGCAGUUGGCAUUGCUUUGCUGCCUAUGGCUCAGCGGUGCUCACUUUUGAUCUGGACGACUGGGCUCUCGUAAAUGUUAGCCAGGAUCUGCAUAAAACCAUCAUCUCAGAUAUGGAUUACUGUGAGGAGGUAGACGCCAUGGUGACAGCUUCCCGGGAUAGUACUGUGAAAGUGUGGGAGGCCGACUGGCAGAUCCGGAUGGUGUUUGUAGGACACACAGGCCCAGUGACAGCUAUGACAGUGCUUCCAAACAGCACGCUGGCAGUGUCUGCCUCACAGGACGGGACAAUUCGCACAUGGGACCUGAGGGCCGCAGCUCAGGUGGGAGAGGUAACUCUGGGUUGCUGGACCGAAGACGUAAUCUCUGAGAAAGUGAGCCAUUUGCUGGCUCCUGCAAGCCCUGGCUGGCCGGUGCUCUCUCUCUGCUCAAAAAGCAUAGAGCUGUGGCGUGUGCGUACCCUCUAUUCACCAUUAGCACAGCUAUCCGCACCAGUUCUCCAUAUACAGGUGGCGCCAGUGCUGCCAGCGCCAACUGAUCCAUCUCUGCCUGCUCGCCUUGUAUGCGCCUGCGCAGAUGGGUCGGUCUACCUGGUAUCGGCUAUUACGGGACGAACUGUGAGUUCACUGCUCUUGGAGCCGGAGGACUGUGCAGCUGGGGUGGUUUAUUGUUUGUCUCGAGAAGCGUUGUGGGUGCUAACACACUCAGGGUACCUAGUGCGCGCCAAUGCCGCACGCUGCCCAAUGGUGGUAGUACACCGCCUGCGUCCACCUCCACCCCCAGCGCCACAGCCCUGCUGCCUGCACCUCUAUAGCCAUCUUACAGACCCUCGUAGUGCAUUCGCUUGCUGGGAGAUUGUGCGCCAGAAUCAGGGAGACAUGCUCCGCAGUGCCAUUGCCUGGGCCUGGAAAAAUAAGAAUAGGUUUCUUCCAGUGAUGGGGCACUCAGAUGGCACACUGUCUGUAUUGGAUUGGCGCACAUCAAUUACAGUCUUUCGUACAGAAGCACACAACCCAGGGCCAGUGACUGCUAUUGCAUCUACCUGGAGCAGCAUUGUGACUUCAGGUGGAGAUCUGACAGUAAAGAUGUGGCGUGUAUUCCCAUAUGCUGAGGAAUGCCUGAGUCUGCUACGGACAUUUUCCUGUUGCCACCCGGUGGUCAUGCUCUGUGUUCUGGGGAAGCGCAUCACUGUAGGCUUUGAGGAUCCAGAGAGUGCCACCUAUGGCCUGGUGCAGUUUGGCCUGGGUGAUAAGAUGCGUUACGACCACCGGCCACAGGAUGAUCCUAUGGACCAUAUCACUGGUUUAUGCUGCUGCCCCACCCUUAAGAUAUUUGCCUGCUCCAGUCUGGAUUGCACCAUCCGAAUAUGGACCAGGGAGAACCACCUGCUGCGGCUCCUGAAGCUUGAUGGUCCCCCUCAGGCCCUGACCUUCUCCAGCAACAAUGGAGACCUGGUCUUCUCACUAGGCUCCCGCCUCCACAUGGUGUCCUAUAAGACCUACUUACCUACGUCCUAUCUAGUUAAGAAACUGUGUCUGAAGCACUCUGAUGUGAUAAGUGAUCCUCCACUGCCACUGACCAGCAAGAAGCCACUGACAUCCAGCCAGCUGCAGAGGCUUGCCAAUCUACAUGGCGCAGCCAGCCUCAGGUCUACUUGGCUGCUGUGGCAGCCUGGGGCAGGUGUGGCCUUGCCCUUCGGCUAUUACCAGGCAACAGAACUUCAGCAGCCAGUGUUGAAAGAGGACUUGGAGAGUAUCAUAGCCCGGGAUCAAGACCUUCACGAACUGAGGCAAGGACUGAUAGCCCCAGCACCUCGGCCCUCACUCUCCUUUAAGCAGCGCCAGGAAGCCUUUGACAAUUACUUACAGCUGAUCUAUGGGUCUGACCUGAUGGUAGGUAUGAAAUCAGUCCCAGGCUCUUCUGAAAGGGACUGGAGCACAACAGAGAAGGAGUCACAGGACACAGAGACUCAGCCUGGAACGGCCAUCAUUGUUGGGCAGGCUGCAUUUAGCAGUGAUGUUCAGGCAGCCUCCCUACCCUCAGCCCUCCAAACCCCAGGAGCUCCAGGAAGGCGCUUUGCCCGCCCUCCUCAAGUCCCCUUGCCCAUUCCACCCACCUACCGGAAGGUGCAUAGCCAGGCAUCCCAGCUUCUGGCACGUUCCUCCCUGAGCUAUGAGCUGGGCCUUGGCUUGGAUCUCCAGGUGCAGUGGGAUCAGUUUGCAGUUAAGACCGUGAGCCAGGACACAUCAACCGACUACAUGCAGAAUAGGGUUCCACUGUUGCUGCAAAGAAGGCCCUCAGAACCUCUCUCAAAGCUCACGGGCUUCUUUCCUGCCACCAUAAAGCCUUACAGGAUACGUUCUCGGCCCCUCAAGUUUCCUGGCUGUGUGCCCAACUCCGUGGUACUGCGGCAAAUGUGGUUGCAUACGGAGGUCAGCUGCCUCGGUUCCCUAGCAGAGCUUUCUAGCCAGAGCAGAGUCAAGGCAAGAAAUGGAGCUUGGGGUUCUCUGGGAGGGCCCUGUUAUCCCCACAGCCUGCCACGUGUUUCUUCUUGUCCCUCUGCAGCCUGGAAGCGAAAUGAGAGAUGGUUAAAGCGCCGGAAGCAUUCUUCUAGCAAGUGGCGAAGCAAACUAUUCGGUUUGCUCCGACUGACAAGGAGGAAAGCGGGAGAGGACGAGGAAGAGGAGGAGGAGGAAGAGGAGGAGUCGGAGAUAGAGUGGGUCUCCAUUUCCCCAUCUUCUGAGCCGGAGCCAGAGCAAUGGGAACCGGACACAGAAAGUGCCACAGAUUUGAUCUCAAAACUUUGCAAUGAAGCCUCCAAGACUAAGGGCCACUCUCAUCCCCGCUCAUUUGGACGCUCGCUCUUGGAAGAACGCUAUGGGCAUUUGCCCAGGUUCCUGCAUUAUUUUGUUGUCCAGAACUGGUUCAAAAAACUGUUUCCUAUCUUUACCCUGGAGGCCUAUCCCGAGAUGGGCACAAUAGAAGGUUUGGCUUCGAUGUUUUUGGAUUUCCUGUUAAAAGCUUCCUGGGCGGACCGAGUGAACAUUCUAAAUGCCCUGCUGAGAUUGUUGCCUGAUGUAACAGGCAACCUCCGAACCCGGUUGCAGGCCAAACUCUUAUACUUGCUUAACCAAGACGAUCCCCCCAAGCUCCAGGACAAGACUCAGAAGGAGUUUGUGAUGCUGGCACUGCAGCUGCUCCUGGCCUGCAGCCUGGAUGUCCUUGAUGUGGUGCUGGAAAUUAUCUCCUACUACCUGUAUUCUCCAGUCAGCUGCCGGCAAGAGCUCAAGAAGUUGCUGGAGGGGUUGGGACUCCAUGACCCAGACGGUACACUGUUCAAGGAAAUUAUGACCUGGGUUGAGGACAUGAAACUCGAAUCCAAGGCUGAGAUACGCACACAGUGUCAACAGAAGCUUGAAGAAAUUUUUAUCCAGGUGAAUGAUAUGGACCAGUCCACGGUCACUGUUUUUGUGGAGCCUUCCAGGCAAGUCUCACAAACCUCUCUCAUUUCUGGGGCAACCUUGCCUGCCUUGAGCAGCUCUUGGACAGUCUCACGAGCAUCAGAAAUGUCCUUGCAUUUUCAAGAGUCAUUGGUGCCUUCACCUGUGCCUUCACCUGUGGAGCCUUUGGAGUCUAUGGAGAGGAUGGAGUCUAUGGUAUCCAUCUCAGAACUCCAUGCGGCAAGCACACAUGCACAUUUGCGUAUCCAGAAAACCAAAAAGGUCCUCGCUGAUAUGCUGCAGACCUUCUGUCUGGAGGACUCCGAAUAUGCAAGUUUGCGUGAUGCACCAAGGAAAGUGUCACCGCUGGCGCAGACAACAUGGUCACAGUCUCAGAUAGUGGACCUGUUUCAUAUGGAUAUGCUUAAUUUCUUCUGUGAGAAUCGGAGGGCACAGCAGCAGAGAUCAGUGGAGGAGGAAGAGGAAGAGGAAGAGAAGGAAGAGGAGGAGGAGGAGGAGGAGGAGGAAGGGGAGAAGGAGCACUUAUCUGUCUCACGAAAACAAAAACUAAGGCCCAACACUGUGUUGCGGCCACACCGGGAACGCUGGCUCUAUCCAAUCCUCCGUCUGCAUGAGGCCAAGGCACAAGACAUUGGUGUGUUUCUCAGGAGUCACAAGAAGCAGAGCAAGGAGCUAACUCUCGAUGGUUCUAUCCGAAUGCUGAAGCUGCCGUUGCCACGAGUGGAUUUGCAGCCCUUUCCCCCAGGCUGGCCUGCACCCCCACGGGCACUGCCCCCGCUCCUCCUUCAGCCUUCACUUCAACGCUACUUUCUACUUAAACAUACAGACCCUGAUGCCUACGGUUGACCUGGCAGACAAAUAGCCAUGGCUCCAUGGCUAAGACCUAGUCCCACCACCUUAGCAAAUCACAAUACUAUGCUUUGCCUAAAUUAAGAAAUAUAUAAACACACACAUUAAUAUA
Messenger RNA from Grammomys surdaster, 5240 nucleotides. RefSeq names its product WD repeat domain 97 (gene Wdr97). The record is from RefSeq and is a predicted model, not a curated record. Gene Ontology annotation, molecular function: protein binding. NCBI's taxonomy places the organism in Eukaryota, Metazoa, Chordata, Mammalia, Rodentia, Muridae.